Molecule: messenger RNA, 945 nt
Organism: Prinia subflava (tawny-flanked prinia)
Lineage: Eukaryota; Metazoa; Chordata; Aves; Passeriformes; Cisticolidae
Gene: GATC
Product: glutamyl-tRNA amidotransferase subunit C
Exons: 4
Coding region: 52-555 (167 amino acids)
Biological process (GO): mitochondrial translation; glutaminyl-tRNAGln biosynthesis via transamidation; regulation of translational fidelity
Cellular component (GO): mitochondrion; glutamyl-tRNA(Gln) amidotransferase complex
Molecular function (GO): glutaminyl-tRNA synthase (glutamine-hydrolyzing) activity
Source: RefSeq, a predicted model, not a curated record
CGCCCGUGACGUCACGCGCGCGGAGCUGUGACGUCAGGCGGCGGAGGCGCGAUGCGCGCGCUGUCCCUCAGCCGGUGGCUCCGCGCCGGGCGGGUCCCUCUGUGGGGCCCGGGGAGCCGGAACAGCGGGCACAUCGGGCACCGGGGGCACAGCGGGCACACCGAGCACAGCGGGCUCAGCGGGCACACCGAGCACAGCGGGCAGCGGCCGCAGGGACCGCCUCAGCAGCAGGUGUCGGUGGAAGUGCUGGAGCACUUGGAGCAGCUGGCGCUGGUGGAUUUCCGGGACGCGGAGGGCGUGCAGCGGCUGCAGAAGGCGAUCCAGUUUGCGGAUCAGCUUCAUGAAGUGAACACCGAGGGCGUGGAGCCGAUGGAUUCAGUGCUGGAGGACAGGUGUCUGUACCUCAGAGAAGAUGAUGUGACAGAAGGCAACUGCACCAAAGAGCUGCUGGAAAACGCCAGAGAGAAAGUAGAGGAGUAUUUUGUAGCUCCACCAGGCAACAUCCCUUUACCAAAGCUGGAAGAACGAGAGGCUUUUCUGCAGGGCUCUAAAUGACAGCCCAGAGCCCAAAUGCCCUUUCAGUAUUUUAUUUGGGGAAAACAAAGUUUUGUGCAGUCACAGCUGAAACACCCUGGCACCUAUUUUGGUCAAAAGAAGAGCACUUGCAAGACAGAAGAAAGAAGUUGUGAAAGUUUAGAAGUGCUGCUAAAAUAUUUAAUGUCUCUGAAGCUGGAUGGCAGCACAGCAGGUCACCUUGGUGCUUUUAUUUGGCAAAGUGAAUUUGCUGUCUGGAGGUAAGAGCAAACCCUCGUCCCACUAUUAAUUGUGCAAUUACUUCAUUAUUUGUUUAAGCAUCUAUAAAUACUCACAUAGAUGCAUAAAAGAUGUAAUUACUAUGAUACUUGAAUUAUUUCAAGUGUAUUGAAAUAAAGCCUGUAUUUAACA